AUGGUCUACACUACCGACGGUUUCACCUGGACACCCUCCGCCGGCCGCCGCAACGGCCUCCCGACCAUCGGCGUCGUCCAGCCUCCAGAGUACUCUAUCCAGCCAGACGACGACGUGCACGAUGUCAUUGUCAUUGGCGCCGGAUACGCCGGCCUCAUCGCCGCUCGGGAUCUGACCACCCAAGGCAAGACCACGCUGCUCCUCGAGGCCCGCGACCGGCUUGGCGGGCGCACCUGGAACGCGACCAUCAAUGGCUUCCACUACGAAGUGGGAGGGACCUGGAUCCAUUGGCACAUGCCGCACAUUUACCGCGAGAACCCGGGCAGCAAGGAGGACUACUUUACAGCCACGACGGGCCAUGAGCAGCGCAACAUGUCGCACGAGGAAGAGGCUGACAUAGCCGGCCGCGUCCUGCGCAUCUUUUGCAACCUCGACGGCGACGACCUGAAGCACGCGUGGCAGUACCCCCUCGGCACCACCCAGCCGUCCGCCGCCCUGCUGGCGCAGUGGGACCAGCGCUCCUGCCAGGACCGCCUAGACGAGGUGCACGACCGGCUAUCAGCCGAGGAGCGGAGCGUGCUCGAGGCGCAGCUGCUGCAGAUGGGCGGCGGGCGCAGCCUGGACCGCAUCGGGCUGCUCGGGGCGCUGCAGUGGUGGGCGCUCGGCGGGCACACGCCGACGGGGCUCAACGACACUGCGCUGCACACGCGCCUCCGCAGCGGCCAGAGCGCGCUGCACCGCCGCGUCUUUGCCCACGCGGCGUCGACGGGCCGGCUCUCGCACCGCUUCUGCGCGCCGGUGCGGCGCGUCGAAGACCGGGGGGACCUGGUGGCCGUCACGCUGCGCGACGGCCGCGUGUGCACGGCCCGCGCCGUCAUCUGCACCGUCCCGCUCAAUGUGCUCGCCGGCGUGGAGUUUGUGCCCGAGCUGCCGCCGGACAAGGCCGCGGCCGUCAGGCACAGGUCGGUCAAUCGCUGCAUCAAGGUCCACGUCGACGUCAACGGGCCCGACUGGCUGUCGUGGUCCGCGCUCGGCACCCCGGGCAGGGGCUUGGUGUCGGCGUUUGGGGACCACCUGACGAAUGCGGGCAACUCGCACCUCGUGUGCUUUGGGCCCGACCCCGAGGCGCCGGCGGGCAUCUCGCUGGGGGAUGUCGAGGCCGUCCAGGCGGCCGUGACGCAUCUGCUGCCCAAGGACAAGCAGGCAGGGGUCAUCAUCAACCGCAUUGUCUCGCACGAUUGGAACAAGGACGAGUUUUCAAACGGCACGUGGUGCUUCAUGGGCCCAGAGGCCACCAGUAAGUACCUGUCGGCCCUGCAGCGGCCGCACGGCAACAUCUUGUUUGCCAGCGCCGACUGGUCGAAUGGCUGGCGCGGCUGGAUCGACGGCGCUGUCCAGAGCGGGAUGGAGGCGGCGAGGGCACUCACGCAGACGAAGGACGUGUCUGGACACGGUGUUUUCGGCACUAGCAAGAUGACCAACGGAGUCAAAUAA
Cordyceps militaris CM01 is the source of this 1494-nucleotide messenger RNA. RefSeq names its product monoamine oxidase N. The record is from RefSeq and is a predicted model, not a curated record. The transcript is spliced from 5 exons. NCBI's taxonomy places the organism in Eukaryota, Fungi, Ascomycota, Sordariomycetes, Hypocreales, Cordycipitaceae. Gene Ontology annotation, molecular function: oxidoreductase activity. The coding region runs from base 1 to 1494 and encodes 497 amino acids.